Cladophialophora carrionii CBS 160.54 is the source of this 1509-nucleotide messenger RNA. RefSeq lists its product as uncharacterized. Gene Ontology annotation, biological process: intracellular zinc ion homeostasis; transmembrane transport; zinc ion transport. Gene Ontology annotation, cellular component: membrane; Golgi apparatus. Gene Ontology annotation, molecular function: zinc ion transmembrane transporter activity. The transcript has a single exon. Lineage: Eukaryota; Fungi; Ascomycota; Eurotiomycetes; Chaetothyriales; Herpotrichiellaceae. The record is from RefSeq and is a predicted model, not a curated record. The coding region runs from base 1 to 1509 and encodes 502 amino acids.
AUGGCCAACACAAUGCCCAUACCACUUCCUCCUCGGACGCCGACACCACCUGCUGAUGAGCCGUCCUCGCCUCAGAAACUCCCAGCAUUCGAUCCGAGGGACGCGGUAUUUGACCCAAACACCCUUUCUCCGCACCACUACGAGUCUGAGCAUAUGUCGUCGACCGGAGCCUCAUACUUCUCGACCUCGACGCCAGAGAGGCAUAGUACAGGUGGAAACAGCAAUGGAGCGGGCCCCUUCAACUUCCAGCCUUCGGCGCUGGCAAAAUCCCCUGUGAUCAAAUCUGUUCGUGGUUCUCCCAGGAUACUGCGGGCUCUCCCGGUGCAUCGUAAGAUUGCUGACUUGUCUCCCGUGCGCAAGCAGAAUAUUGGUCAGAGACGAGGCCACAAGUACAAGCAUAGCAGUGUCUCGCACCAAAUCUUCCUCGAACCCCCUUCUCGACCGCCGCUCGCUCUUCCGAACUCUCUCCCAAUUCCGACCUUUGCUGAAUGUCGAGCGAGCAUGACGAAGGAUCAGAAAGUGCGAUUCUACUGGAGCAUAUGCCACAUGGCUGUUGCAGGGUACACGGCGUCGAACUCGUACGGCUCGUCGGCAAUGGAAGCACUGUCACAUCUGAUCUUCUACGACUCCCUCGGCGCUCUAUUGUGCGUUUUCGUCGAGGUGCUAUCAAACUUUGAGGUAUGGGGUCGAUCUAGCGUACGGCAUCCUUUCGGCCUGCAGCGCAUGGAAGUCAUUGCGGGUUUUGCUCUGUCGGUGCUAUUGAUUUUCUUUGGCUUCGACUUGAUCUCGCACAAUGCAAAACACGCGCUGGAAGGCAUCGGACACGAACCUCAUCACCCUCAUACGCAUGAGCAAGUCACAUCUGGCACUGUGGAUUUGACCGCCAUCUUGGCGCUGGUCGCCACGUUAAUAUCUGCAGUGGGCCUGCAGAACCAUGCGCGGAUAGGCAAAGCGAUGCGUUUUGCCGCCAUGGAGAACCUCCCUUCGCUUCUCAGCAAUCCAUCUCACUUCCUGACCCUCUCCUGCUCGGCAACUGUAAUUUUGCUCCCUCUCCUGGACCUACAUACCUACGAGUGGGUCGAUAAAAUAGUCUCGUUGAGCAUCGCCUUCUCGAUGCUCUUCUUGGGCUUCCACCUGGGACGAAAUGUCGGCUCCAUGCUCCUCAUGUCGUUACCUUCAAAAUCCAACGCCGACCUAUCAGAUGUUGUGAAAGCAAUCGAGUCGGAUCCCUUGGUGCGAGCGGUCGAGCAAGCCAAGUUCUGGCAAGCCCAUUACGGGAUGGGCAUGGCGAAUCUGCGACUGCGGGUUGUCGGCAGCGAAGAGAGUCUCGUCAAGCUUAGGGAAAAGAUUACGAGCAUCGUGCGCAACAAGCUGAGUGGUGGAUACGGCCUGGGAAGCAGUGGGCAGAAGUGGGAAGUGAGUGUACAAUUCAAGGUCGAAGUCGAGACCGCAAUGAGUGCCAGCCAUAGCCAUUUCAUGAGUCCCUCCAGCUGGGUGGUGACGGCUUGA